UUCGCCAUCAUGAGGAUCUUCUUCAGCUUCGUCCUUCUGGGUCUGGUGUUGGUCAUCGAGGGGCGGGAGAUCCCCCGAAUUGUGGGAGGCUCGGACGCUCCCGAUGGCAAAUAUCCUCACCAGGUGUCCUUAAAAAGAAACGGCCGCCAUUUAUGCGGGGGAUCGAUCUUGAACAAUCGAUGGAUCCUCACAGCUGCUCACUGCCUCGUUGCAGCCUCUGGCAGGACGCUAAACGUAGUCGUAGGUACAAAUCUCCUCAGCGAAGAUGGGGAAGUCUAUCAGUCUGAUUACAUCGUUAGACACGAAAAAUACGACCCAUCACUAAUUCGUAACGACAUCGGCCUCAUCCACGUUAACAAGGACAUUGUUUACAACGAAAAAGUCCAGCCGAUUGCCCUUCCAUCCUCGAAUUUUGAGGACCCGGAACAUCCUGUUCUCCUCAGUGGCUGGGGAACCACAAUCCUGAAUGGCCAGGUCCCAAAUACUCUGCAGGAGAUAAGCCUUAAUGUGAUACCUCUGCAGAAGUGCAGGAAUAUUCAUUGGCAAGUGACUGAGACUAAUAUCUGCACUUUCACAAAGUCAGGAGAGGGUGCUUGUCAUGGUGAUUCUGGCGGUGCUCUGGUUGCUGGCAAUGAACAAGUUGGCAUCGUGUCCUGGGGAUACCCUUGUGCUCGUGGAUAUCCUGAUGUCUUCACUCGCGUUUACACCUACCUCGACUGGAUCAAGAAAGUCAUCGAUGACUACGCUCUCUCUCACCCUAGUCAUUAAUUAAGCUUGCCCCUUUUUUUAUGGACCAAUUGUUAUUGUUUUAUUUGAAAAUCACAUGUUGUUAAUUUAUAUAAAAACUAAAUAAAUGUACCUGUAUUAUAGUUGAACCUAA
Orussus abietinus is the source of this 880-nucleotide messenger RNA. Its product is annotated as chymotrypsin-2-like. Bases 10 to 768 code for a protein of 252 amino acids. Lineage: Eukaryota; Metazoa; Arthropoda; Insecta; Hymenoptera; Orussidae. The record is from RefSeq and is a predicted model, not a curated record. Gene Ontology annotation, biological process: proteolysis. Gene Ontology annotation, molecular function: serine-type endopeptidase activity. The transcript is spliced from 5 exons.